Molecule: messenger RNA, 725 nt
Organism: Colletotrichum scovillei
Lineage: Eukaryota; Fungi; Ascomycota; Sordariomycetes; Glomerellales; Glomerellaceae
Product: ribosome biogenesis regulatory protein
Exons: 1
Coding region: 105-698 (197 amino acids)
Biological process (GO): ribosome biogenesis; ribosomal large subunit export from nucleus; endonucleolytic cleavage in ITS1 to separate SSU-rRNA from 5.8S rRNA and LSU-rRNA from tricistronic rRNA transcript (SSU-rRNA, 5.8S rRNA, LSU-rRNA)
Cellular component (GO): preribosome, large subunit precursor; nucleolus; nucleus
Molecular function (GO): protein binding
Source: RefSeq, a predicted model, not a curated record
GACAAGACAACCACCACCUUCAACCCAUUCGAAAGGGACACCCAAGCGCAAACCCACAGAAAGGAUAUUUCACCAAUUUGAGGAGGAACCACAAUACACACAACAUGGCGCUCCCCAUCUCGCGCCCCAAGCUGCCCGUCGCAGUCAACAAGCCGACACCCUACAACUUCGACCUCGGCCUGCUCCUGGCCAACGACCCCAACCCCCUCGAGCUCGACAAGUCCGCCAUCGAAGACUCCCUCGCCGCCACCGCCCGCGACGGCGCCCAGGCCCUCAUCAACCAGCUCCUCACCACCUGCCCCCUCCAGAGCACCCCCGAGGGCGUCCUUCUCUCCCUCCCGGACCCAUCGACCCCUCUCCCGCGCGAGAAGCCCGUGCCGGUGGCUAAGGAGCCCACCAAGUGGGAGCGCUUCGCCGCCAAGCGCGGAAUCAAGCCCAAGACGCGCGAGCAGCGCCGCAACCUCGUCUUUGACGAGGAUACCAAGGAGUGGCGCGCCAAGUGGGGUUACAAGGGCAUGAACAAGAAGGGCGAGGACGAUUGGCUCGUCGAGGUCGACCCCAAGGAGGAGGCGAAGCGCAAGGAGGGCACCACCUGGCAGGGCGACAAGCGGAGGGAAAGAAAGGAGAGGAUCAAGCGCAACGAGAGAAAAAUGAGAAAAAACCAGCGCGAGGCCGGUGAGAAGCGGGAGAAGCGGUAGAGGAGACGAGUGAGAGCAAGGCGUGGG